This is a messenger RNA of Jatropha curcas, 1549 nucleotides long. The record is from RefSeq and is a predicted model, not a curated record. NCBI's taxonomy places the organism in Eukaryota, Viridiplantae, Streptophyta, Magnoliopsida, Malpighiales, Euphorbiaceae.
UUUUGUUAGUUCAGGUUGCUUUUAUGGGGUCUACUGCACUGAGCUGGAUUGGUGACCGAUCAACUAGUGAUGUUGUUGUCAGGCUACGAACACAGGAAGGCCGAGAUGAGUGGUUUUACUGUCAUUCUCUCAUCCUGGUAGAGAAGAGCAAAUACUUUGGUGACCGUCUUUCUGAGAACUGGCCUACUUGCCAGAUCAUUGACUCACGGAAUUGUGUUGAAGUGUAUUGCCAAGAGUCAGACUUUGAUCACCAUGUCAAUGUUCUUCGGCUUCUGUAUGUUGCUAUAGAUGCCUCAUCAGAUGAUAUAUGGCAUGGUGUGAAGAAUGCCCUUGGCAUUCUGCGGGUUGCUCUUGGCUCGCCGAAAAUUGUUUCUGGUUGUGUGAAUUUCUUGGAAGCAGUCCCUUGGGAAGAAGCUGAGGAGCAGGAGAUCUUAAGGAUCAUACCACGCAUGGGAUCACAAGCGGAACCAAUUCUUGCCCGUCUCCAACCAGAACCAGUCAAUGAUCUGAAAACAUCUGCACAGGAGCAGCUUGAAUACAUGCUCACAGAAGAUGAUGAUGCCCCUCUAUUAACAGCUGACGAUGAGAUAAAAUCCGUUGUAAAAGAAUGUUUGAAAGGGCUCUUCUCCAGAUUUAACAAACUAUUGGACGAUUUAUUGUGUAAAUCUGUGGAGUCAGUUUCAGAGUCAGGGAGCGUACGAUCACUUCAAUCUUAUUUAUCAGAUAUGUCAUGGGCAUCUCAGAUUGUAAGUAAGUUGGAAAUCAUGUUUGAAUUUGUCUACAGUUGGGUAGAUUCAUCAGAUAAGAUACUUCAGGUUGUUGAGCAAGCAUGCACAGCUGUUGAAAUAAUUGAGAUAAAGUUGAAGGUUAUUGAGGUGGCGGCAAAGGUUUUAGAAUCUAAAGGAUAUGGCACUGUUAUUUUGCCAACUGCAAAACGGCAUCAUAUGGUGAAGGUUUGGCUUCCAUUUGUGAGGGUCACGAAGCCUUUUAUUGAUUCUGUGACAACUAACUAUGAGGAUACUGAGCUUAAGAUUGAUGCCGAGCAGUGGCAGUCCUUGGAAUCCUCGUUUGUUUCAAUAGUUCUUGCAUUACCUUCUGGAGACCAGGCAGAGAUUUUGACUGAAUGGUUGGGAAAUGAGCAUAUUCGCUAUCCGGACUUUACUGAGGCAUUUGAGGUGUGGUGUUACAGGUCCAAGGUUGCCAAGAGAAGACUAGCUGAUAUAAAAGGAAACCAUGAUAUGAUCAACACAAGUUGAUAAUUUCAUAUGACGUUGAUAAUUUCAUAUGACUUCUUUCCAUAGUUUCAUGAGGCAUAGAGUUAGACAGAUCUCACUUAAGCUAGCAUCAAGUAACUCUUUUGUUUCCUUUUAUCUGCAUAUAUUAAACUUGUAAUAGGAAGAAAGUUCCACUGAAACAAGAACUGUACUUGGAUUUAUUCUAGGAUUUUGCAGAUUAUAUAGUUCUAUGAUCCAUUUGAUUGUAAAAACAAUGAUUGUGAAUAUCAAAAAUUCUGGAACAAAUAAAGAAUAGAAGAUGUAUAUUUCUGCGA